UAAGUAAUUUGAUGUGUAAAGAAGACGUUAACUAAACAUUUUUCGGUAGUUAUAAUUGAAAAACGAGAUAAACAACAUGUUUUUCAUGUUGAAGUUGGUGUUAAUAUUUUUAUUAAACAAUACGCAAGCGUAUAUCACGCAAGAUAUCGAAAGAAUAUUGCUGCCGGCAUUGAAUACGACAAAGACAAAGGAAAUACCACUGACUUUAAAAGUUUUUGGAAAACAGAUUAAGUUAAAUCUGCGAAGAAACGACAAGAAUGUAUUGUCUACGUAUAAGGUAUGGAAACAUGACGCAAAAGACAUCACAAUAGGAUUGUCGGAAUUACACGCAUCGGAUCAUUGCUAUUAUUUUCACAAAAAUCGUAUCAGCACAGCGGCCAUAAACGUUUGUCAGAAAUAUGGAUGGGAAGGAUUUGUUUUUCUCAAAGACGACACAUUAGAAAUUAAAACUUUGCGAGAUAACCAUGCGUCUUUGUCCUCACUCGACAAUCUUUGCGUUAAAGAAGAAGUUAAUAUUUCAUUUAGCAAACUUCAUCUUAUUAAAAGAUCAUCGCAACUAUCUGCUGAUACAAGUUUUCCAAAUUUGGAUAAUUUUGUAAUGAAGCAACGUCAUGUACAAAAUACGCAAAAAAAAUUAACUAUAGAACUGGCUGUUUUCUUAGACGAAACCGCAUAUCGUACGUUCAUGCCUUUUCUGGGUGAAAAUACAAAUGUGUUUCGCAUGUUGAUAUUAGCGUAUGUGAAUCGUAUCCAAGCUGUGUUUUAUCAUCCGAGUUUGGGUGUUUCCAUCGAUAUUUCAUUGGUACAUUUGGAAAUUAUGAAGAAACAACCGUUAAAUUUGCCAGUUUUUGGCGGCGACGGUAAGAAGUUGCUCAAUUCGUUUUGCAAUUACGCAAAAACUCGCAAUCCUCCAGACGACAAUAAUCCGCAUCACUGGGACGUUGGUCUUUAUCUAACUGGAAUAGAUAUUUAUUGGACAGAGCAAAACGAUCUAAGUAGCAUAGGAUUAGCAAACCGCAAUAGCGCGUGCAGUUUGACUACAUCGUGUGCGAUAGUAGAAUUCGGCAUUGCGGAUCAAUUAAACUCGGGUUUUUCAUCGUCCCUCACGGCUGCUCAUGAGAUCGGUCAUGUUUUAGGAAUGAAACACGAUUCCAAUUAUAUAAAUCCAUGUAAUGCAUACAAAUACAUAAUGGCAUCUGAGCAGUACCCUCAAGGUCAAAUGACAUGGUCCGAAUGCAGUCGUGAUAUAGCUCAAAAACUCUGGUACGAAAAGGAUUGCCUUCGAGAUCAGACGAGACCGAAACGUCUAGGUGACACAUCACUCGACCACUCACGUUAUCACAAUUUACCCGGAAGAAAAUGGACCGCCAAAGCACAAUGCGAAAUAUAUUUUCGCGACAAGGAUGCAAACGUAGUCUCGUUGCUUGAUAUAUGCAAAACCUUAGAAUGCGAAACGCCUCUCAAGAAUGGGCAUUACAUCACUGGACCGGCGUUGGAAGGAACUUAUUGCGCACCCGGGAAGGAAUGUCGUGGUGGAGAAUGCGCACCCGUUAUCGAACCACCGUACAUUUUUGAGAAUUGUGAAGAUGAUAACUGGAGUGAAUGGAAAGAAAGCACCUGUCAAAGUAUCUGCUUGGAGAAAUCUAAAGGUGUAAAAUACAAACGACGUUCUUGCAAACAUGGGAGUCGCAGAACGGCGGAUUGCAAAGGCAAAUAUUAUGACGCGGUUUUGUGCGAUGAUACUUUACUCUGUAAGCUGAAACGCAAACAGAUCGACUUUACAGCAAAUAAAUGCAGACAAUUCAACUCUUUUGCAAUUAUACAUAAUAUAAACUUGACGUUUGAAUCGAAAAUGAAGACAGAAUGGCACGUCGCUCAUGAUUUCCAGAAACCGUGGAAGGCCUGUAGUAUACACUGCCGACGAAAGGAUUCAUCUACUUUCUACACACCACGCUGGGAAAUGCUUAGCAUAAAUAUCGACCCAUACUUUCCAGAUGGAACGUGGUGUCAUAAGAAAGAUGGCCAGGAUUAUUACUGCCGACAACAUUAUUGUCUGCCAGCAAGCUACUCUUAAAAAUAAUUCUCUAGAGAUUAUCGUGUAAACGAAAAUCGAAAGAAGAGAAAAUGAUGAAACGCGCGUAUUUCAAUUUAGAAUAAUUGUUCAAUUCGUUUAAUAUCGAAUAUUUGAUCGGUCAUUCUGUCAUUGUUAACAUACGUUUUGCGUAUCAUCUAUAUCUUGUUUGAUGGAAAGAAGUGGUCGAAGAAUUACGUCGAAUUAUCAGCAUUUAAAAUUAAUUCCGUCAAUUAGCAUAACUAAAAACGUAAAGAAAAACAAAAAUUAUAAUAGAUAAUAAUUAUCAUGUUUACAAAAUGUGAAAGUUACGAUAAUAGCUAAAUAAAGUAAAGGUACCUUUAUUCCAUAUGAGAUAUUGUGUCGACAG
Molecule: messenger RNA, 2441 nt
Organism: Linepithema humile (Argentine ant)
Lineage: Eukaryota; Metazoa; Arthropoda; Insecta; Hymenoptera; Formicidae
Product: A disintegrin and metalloproteinase with thrombospondin motifs adt-2-like
Biological process (GO): proteolysis
Molecular function (GO): metalloendopeptidase activity
Source: RefSeq, a predicted model, not a curated record